ACAUGGCGGAGGUGAUAACCCAAUUAACAAUGCAAUUGUCAAUCUGCACAGCGAUAUUCACCCCAAUAUGAUUUGGCGAUUUUUGCCGGUCAAAGACGAACGGGGCAAAGACGAAUGGGGCUACAUUGAGCACCUAUCAAGUGGCAAGAUCCUUCAUCCAUUUGGUGGCGGUCAUGAUCCAUGGGACGAAACCCAUCUUGUGCUUCACCGCGACCGCCACCGUGGUGCGCUGUUUAAAAUUGACCAAGUGAACAACCACAUAAUCCACAUGAGUGGCAAAUACGUUCAUCCGAGGUUUGGAAGAUCAGAUGCUGGCAACUAUACACAGGUCACGUUGCAUAGCAACCUCCACAAACAUAUGGAAUUUAGAUGUUUUUCCAUCGACAAUCCCAACAAAACGUUCUUGGUAUACGGUGCGCCGAUCGUAGGUGGAGAAUGGAAAAUAAUUCACAAGGCAAUUAAUCCAACAGUCGAUUGCACAUUGGCUAUAGAUGUUAAACUCGGUUGUGCCUCUGCGGAAAAAGUACGUGAGACCGAGCGUUUCAAAUACAGAUGGGAGGCAUCAUUCGGAGUCGAGAAUGUAGAAUAUUUCAGCCAGUCAGCAUCACAGUUGUUAAAGCACUACAUAGGCGUCUCCUCACCUCAAACAUGGGAGGACGAAACAACAACGAAAAUAGAAGUAAAGUGUAUGUAUAUUUGA
Dreissena polymorpha is the source of this 700-nucleotide messenger RNA. RefSeq lists its product as uncharacterized. Lineage: Eukaryota; Metazoa; Mollusca; Bivalvia; Myida; Dreissenidae. The coding region runs from base 68 to 700 and encodes 210 amino acids. The transcript has 2 exons. The record is from RefSeq and is a predicted model, not a curated record.